AUGGAGAUUUGUUCAAGUAGUUCCAAACUAGAAUUUCAUGAUUGUGUUUUAGUAUAUACUAUUGGUCACAAAAACGAUAUCAUUGAAGAUUGUGUUAGAGGCAAUGGGGUGCCAUACAUUAUUCCGGGGGCAGAUCCAACAGAUGGUGGUUCCUAUUGUUAUCUCUUUUCUGCAAAUGAACUAUUCUAUGGAAACAUAACAGGCGGCAUUUGGAGAACCGGAAUAUUUUAUACAAUAUCUAACAUUUCCGCUGCAGAAAAGGGAAUAAAUGAAAUACCAAGCAUCGAUCUACAGUUAUAUGAUCCAAAACGUGAUCUUCUCUGGGAUCCUAAUGCUAAAGUGCGCAAUAAACUUGAUGAAGAGGUUCUUAAAGAUAUGCAUCUGCAAGACAGUAGUAUUUCUGCACUUAUUAAUCAUUCAACUGUUAUAAGAUUUCAAAAAAAUACAUACAAGUCUAUUGCUCGAAAUGAUAUUAAGAGUUACAUUGGCAUCUCAGCAGAUUACGAAGAUACAAUAACAUUUCCUUGUAUUAUAACAUCCUUCCCACUUAAAGAAAAUCACCAAUUUCUCAACAAAAGUUUUUCUGGCUUUAUUUCUAUCGAUGUUGAGACCUAUAUGCAUGAGAUCAAUAUCGAAAGACGGUUACGUACGGUACUAAAUUCUUUGGGUGUUGCCGGUAUUUUCACAACAUUUUAUUAUUUUCUCUUUGGUGAUAAGAAAAUCAAACCUUGGGGCUUUAUGCAUCAAGUAUUCCGCUCAGAGCUAGAGCAACUCACUACCUACAAGCCUGUUUCGUCUUUAAACUUUGAGGCAUUAAACUCGAUGUUUUCAUCAGAUAAUAAGUUUGAAGAUUACGAUAAACGUUUUGCAUAUUUAGAAGGAUUGCUUUCAGAUUACAUUAUAAAUACGCAGCCGUUAGAAGUAGUACAAGAUAAAAUUUUGAUAAAUGAAGAUAUGACAUCUUAG
Messenger RNA from Ambispora leptoticha, 966 nucleotides. The record is from the annotation of a GenBank genome assembly. Lineage: Eukaryota; Fungi; Glomeromycota; Glomeromycetes; Archaeosporales; Ambisporaceae.